Molecule: messenger RNA, 2685 nt
Organism: Drosophila ananassae
Lineage: Eukaryota; Metazoa; Arthropoda; Insecta; Diptera; Drosophilidae
Exons: 3
Coding region: 45-2465 (806 amino acids)
Source: RefSeq, a predicted model, not a curated record
CAGCUGGCCGCCAACAAUUCCAUCCGAGUCUCUGACGCGCCACCAUGUCCGCGUCUUGCCACAAAAAAAAGCCACAGCAUCCCCGACCCCCCAGAUGCCACUUGCCACAUCCCCUCUUGCAAUACCGGCUGCAAUGGGGCAUCUGUCUGGUGCUAGCCAUCCUGACCCUGAGCAGUGCCGUCUCAGUGACCUCUGGCACUUCGGGCCACAACCGGCGGCGGUCUGGCGGAGCCAGUGCAGCUUCCCUGGAGGACACCAGCGACAAAUCCGUUCCGGAUCAACUGGCCUUAGCCGCCAGUCGUCGAGCAUCCGAUGACACCAGGCCCUACUCCAGGAGGGGAACCGUACUUCAUAGCAGAACCAAAGAAACUCCCAACAAAGAUUUCAACUAUGGCCACGUGGAGUUGAACCUCGUAAGACCGGAGCAGGAGUCGCAUCCCAAGCUGAUCUUAAGCACAACGACGGCAGCCUCGGGAUCGGGAGGAUCGGCCGGAUCUGUCAACCUGGAGGACUCGCAAUCGGCGGCGGAGUACGUGGCCAAUGCCAUCAAGUUGGCCUACAAACAGCCAUCCAUUCCGGUUAAGAGUCCUGCGCCCAAUCACCUCCAAGCGCCAAAGGACCUGCCCUCGUCCUCCACCCAAAGGAGCUACAACGAGCAUAGGGAGAGGGAGCGGGAGCGGGAAAUUCUAGAACAGCAGGCUCUGAUCCUGGCAGGAGCUCCUUCCGCUGCCUCAUCCUCGUCCCUGGGCUCACCCCACUCCUCGCCACCCUCCCCCGCCCUGGCGCCGGCUCCUGUCUACGAAAAGGAUCCUGUCACCCGAAGCUACGAGCUCUACGAGGCCUCGACCGAAGGCGAUGGACAUAUACCCGUUCAGGAGGACAUCGAACGGCACUAUCGUCCCAAGUACAACAGCUACAGCUACCAGCCCUACCAGCCGCCCACCAUCUACCGGAAUCUGGAAGCCGAAGCUGAGGAAAAGGUGAGGGUUUCCGCCUCCACGGAGAUACCAAAGUCGGAGAUAAUGAAACAGAUCGAGAAGUCGGUGAUCAAGUAUAUGAAGGAACUGGAGGCGGAGGGUAAAAUAAUAAGUACACCCCAGGAACCGAUCACUCCGCCACCACCACCACCGCCACCACCCUCGCCAGUUCAGCAAAUAACGAAAACCUAUUACAAGACCCAAUCGAAUGGGAUAUCCAAUGGUCUGUCAAGUGGAAUUUCUGGAGGAAUCCCCGGCGGAAUCUCCGAAGAGAAGCGCUAUAGCAGCAGUACAGUGAGGCCCAAGUACACGGCGCCACCGCCUCAGAAACAGCAGCAAUCUCAGGGCCAUCACCAGCACCAACACCAGCAGAUCUACCACCAGCCCCAGACCCAGUCCCAGCAGCACCAUCAUCCGACUGUCCAUCACCAGAACGUGGGUAUUACGGCGAAAUUGAGGAACUCGCCAUCCGUUUCCAGUCAGAAGCCUCUGCAGCACUUCCAAUCGGAAACGGAAACAGCCUACCAGGCACCCGAUCUCCCCGUCGAUGAACUAUCCCCCAAUGUUGAAUUUAUCUACAAGAUCAAAACGAGAGCCCCCCUCCAGACGGCUACAGUGAAGACUGUCUCAAAGCCCUACACAUUGCCUCUAAAGAGUGCCGAGCACUUCGAUCAUGGGGCGGCUUUAAAGAAUAUUGAAGAAUUCGAUUUAUCGCAUGUUGUUCCCACUCCGGAAAGAGUAGAAAGAGAAAGGGAGAGGGAGAGAGAGAGGGAGAGGGAUUCUAGGGAGGAUCAGGAUAGAGUACAGGGCAAACCCCAUAAGCUGUACUUCAACUCGGAGAUCUAUCACGACAUCAACUCCCUGCCCUACAAAAGCAAAGAGGCGGCUCUCCACGAAUAUCGUCACAAGAUCAAGAAUUCCAAUGAGAAUCUACAUCCGGAUUAUAAGGGAUAUUCCGGAUACUUUGCAGAACCGGAAGCGGAGGAAGUCGAUCCUAAUGAGGGGAAAUUAAUCCUUAAUGAAGAGGGCUAUCCGUAUCACUAUGUUUUGAAGAAGGAGCCUCUCGAGGAUCAUGAUCCUUGGCUGGAACAGCAACCAUUACGACUGAGCCACGCCCACACGCACAACCAUGCCGCCCAUCAUAACCAGCAUCAUGGCCAUGGCCACGCCCACUCGCACGCCCACAAACAGCAUGGCAGCAGUCUGGAAUAUGACAGCUACAGUCCCAAGUUCAAUAAUAAUCCCGAAGGAUAUGGAUACCAGCACACCUACAAGCUGCGACCAGGACAAUCGGGUCAAGGAGGUGGAGGUGGAGGCGGAGGCGGAGGAGGUUCUAAUGUGGGCGUGGCCAGUGCUGUGGUGGGCGGGAAGCGGGGCAAGCGGGGUGGGGGCGUUCAUCCCCGGCAGGAGGCCAUCAAGAAGCAGCUGCGAGGGUCAGAGGUGAAGGAUCUCGAAGCCAGCUUGGCCCUGAGACCGCCACCCAAAUAGUUGACCCUCAACCCUUAACCCUUAACCGCCGCCUGGUCAUAACCUUUAACCCCCAAUAGCCCCUCAUAGCUCAUUUUGUUGGCCAGACUUGUCCAAGUGCUUGGUUAUUAUUUGUAUAUGCUAUUGUGUUUUUUUUUUCAGUGUUCAGUGUGUUAUCAGUUAUAAAGCUAAUUCUAAGUAUGAUUAUUUAUUUAGUAGCGAAGCGAAAACAAAUUAUGCA